Thermochaetoides thermophila DSM 1495 is the source of this 1014-nucleotide messenger RNA. RefSeq lists its product as uncharacterized. The transcript is spliced from 3 exons. Lineage: Eukaryota; Fungi; Ascomycota; Sordariomycetes; Sordariales; Chaetomiaceae. Gene Ontology annotation, cellular component: mitochondrion. Gene Ontology annotation, molecular function: oxidoreductase activity. Bases 1 to 1014 code for a protein of 337 amino acids. The record is from RefSeq and is a predicted model, not a curated record.
AUGAGCACAGCUAAAGAAACUCAUGCUGAGCGAACAGCUCAUGAGCCACGGGAUCCGUCUCUAUACUUCCUCAACAUAGCCUCCAUCACCCUCAUCACCCCGUCCAUCCGCCUCUUCCGUCUCGCCCUCCCUCCAUCCAAUACCCUCUCAUUUCUCCCCGGCCAAUGGAUCGACCUCUACGUCCCUCCCUCCGACCAUAUCCUCUUCAACAAACCCGGUGGCUUCACCAUUACCUCGUCCCCUUCCCACGCAGCUGUUGCUUCCACUCCAGAAGACUACAUCCUCCAGUCUGGUGCCAAUGACAAUGAACCCAUGAAACCGUAUAAAUACAUCGAACUAGCAAUUCAACACGCCCCAGACAACCCCGUCGCAGUGUACCUCUUCCGUCCUGUCUCACAGCUCCUCAACACAGAAGUGACUGUCCGCGUAGGAGGGAGCUUUGUCUUCCCCCCUGCUGGGGACAUUCCCUUCAAAAUAGUGGUAUUUGUCGCCUCGGGGAUGGGAAUUAAUCCGUUAAUAAGUAUGAUGAGCUGGCUUGGAGAGCAGGGCAAAGACUCAAGGUGGAGAGGGUUGGAGGUGAGGGUUUUGUAUGGGGCUAGGGUGUCGAGGGAUGCGUGGUCCCAAGAGGCUGUCGGCGCCGAAAUGGCUCUUAGGCCAGCAAAUAGCCUCCUCGACCCCUGCAAAAUCCCUUUUCUUCCUCGUAUAGCAAAGCUCUUUUCGUCUGGCAAGCUGCAGGGACAAGUCACUCUUUUCUUAACCGGCCUCAACUCUGCCAGCAACCCAACUGGGGAUGUCAUCCCCUGUGAAAACUUGGAAAUAGCCUACCUUCGGCGGCGUAUGACACUCACUGAUGUCCAAGCAGCCAUUGGCGAAAAAAAGGGUCAGGAUAACUCCGUCGUUUAUGUCUGUGGUGUGCCAGUCAUGACAGACGAGUUCGUUGGUCGGUUAGCCGCGCCAGAGCCGGAAGGCUUUGGAAUGGACAAGCGAAGGGUUUUGUUUGAGAAAUGGUGGUGA